AUAAAAUAGAGAAAUGUAACUAUUCUGUUUUUGUACGUUGGUAAUAAGUUUUAAUAGAGGACGCUACAAGGAAGGAACAAAUCUGCACAGUGCAUUCCUAUCUGAAACAACAUAACCUUACAAGGGUGCCUUGAUAACCCGCCGUCGGCGGAUGAACUGUCAAUUGUGUUGUAUUUAGACAGAAGUGUCGUGUAUUAUAUCAUUUUCCAAAAAUUUGGAAAAUUCGUGUAGACUGACCAGAGUCCACGAAUUUCCAAAGAUUUUCUUAUCACUAACUUUUCCCAACAUUUCAAAUCGAGUUUAUUGAUAAAGUACAUACCUUAACACUUAAACGGCCGGGCAAAUAUUAACACACGUUUAAAAAACUUCCUUAAACGAUGAAAUAGAUGCCUAAUUAUAUCAGUGUAUAUAUGUAAACUCAAAUAAUUUGCCGCAUUUAUUUGAGAACGAAGUUGGAGAAUAACGCGAAAAACGAGUAGCCGUUUAUGUGUUAAUCGACCGCACCCGUUUUUGAGUGAUAGGUGCGGUGAUUCAUAAAGAUAAUUUACAGCAUCGCACGUUUCUUUAAGCGAUAUCGUAUGUAAAUUUAUUUAACCUUUGUGAGAAUUAUUGACAAAAUGACGGAAGUUCACAGCCUGGGUGUUGAUGCUAUUAGCUGUCAUGCUUGGAAUAAAGACAGAAAAGUUUCAACACGUAUGUUACAGAAGUUGCUAUUUGUCCAAAUAAUAAUGAGAUUCAAGUUCAUAAACAUACAUCGAGUGGUUGGAAAUUAUUACAAAACUUGCAAGAACAUGAUAUGCAUGUUAUGGGUAUUGACUGGGCACCAAAUACCAAUAGAAUAGUGACGUGUUCUGCAGAUAAAAAUGCAUAUGUUUGGACACAGGAAGAAGAUGGAAAAUGGAAUCCUGCAUGGGUGCUUUUAAGAAUAAAUCGAGCUGCAACGUGCGUGAAGUGGUCUCCAUUAGAAAAUAAAUUUGCUGUUGGAUCUGGAGGUAGAGUAAUAGCUGUUUGUUACUUCGUAUCAGAGAAUAAUUGGUGGCAAUGUAAACACAUCAAACGCCCUUUAAGAUCCACCGUAACUACCGUUGAUUGGCAUCCAGACAAUAAGGUUUUGGUUGCUGGUUCUACUGAUUAUAAAGUUCGUGUUUUUAGUGCAUUUAUUAGUGAUAUGGAAGAUGCCCCUGGAGAUUGUCCUUGGGGUCACAGUAAUUCGCUUGGAAGAUUACUUGCUGAAUUCCAGAAUACUCCUAAUGGAGGUGGCUGGAUACAUUCUGUUGCAUUUAGUCCUUGCGGUAAUAAAAUUUGUUGGGUAGCACAUAAUUCAUCUAUAUGUAUAGCAGAUGCUACUAAAGGAAAUGCAGUUAUAAGAUUGUAUACAGAGCAUUUACCAUUUUUAAGUUGUGUUUGGAUGGGGUCCAAUUCUAUUGUUGCUGCGGGUCACAGUUGUAUGCCAAUGCUGUAUUCCAUAGACGACAAUGGACAAUUAUAUUUUGUAUCUAAACUAGAUAACACUCAGAAGAAAGAAGCCGCCGGAUUAUCCGCUAUGCGUAAAUUCCAAUCGUUAGAUCGCCAAGCGCGAAGCGGUACAAAUGAUAAUGCCUUGGAUAGUAUACACCAGAACACGAUUAACUGUGUACGUAAAGUGUCGGAUAACGAAUUUAGUACGAGCGGUUUAGACGGUCAGCUCGUAGUAUGGGAUCUUAAGCUCUUGGAGAAUUCCAUCGCUGGUCUUAAGAUCGCGUAAGUAAGAUCUUUUUUUUACAUCGGAGGAAGAUGGAAGAAAUUACAUCGAACGCAAAGAUGUAUAAAUGUUAAAUCUAAAAUGAAAAGAAAAAAUAUACGAUUUCUCAUUA
This is a messenger RNA of Megachile rotundata (alfalfa leafcutting bee), 1853 nucleotides long. RefSeq names its product Actin-related protein 2/3 complex, subunit 1A (gene Arpc1). Gene Ontology annotation, molecular function: actin filament binding. Gene Ontology annotation, cellular component: Arp2/3 protein complex; actin cytoskeleton. Gene Ontology annotation, biological process: Arp2/3 complex-mediated actin nucleation. The record is from RefSeq and is a predicted model, not a curated record. NCBI's taxonomy places the organism in Eukaryota, Metazoa, Arthropoda, Insecta, Hymenoptera, Megachilidae.